This is a messenger RNA of Drosophila subobscura, 442 nucleotides long. RefSeq lists its product as uncharacterized. The transcript has a single exon. NCBI's taxonomy places the organism in Eukaryota, Metazoa, Arthropoda, Insecta, Diptera, Drosophilidae. Bases 57 to 353 code for a protein of 98 amino acids. The record is from RefSeq and is a predicted model, not a curated record.
AAUUAGAAGUUCCCAAAUUGUUUGCCUGUUUGGCCUGGACUUCCCUGCCGCUCAAGAUGGUCUGCCGCUUCAAUCCUUUUUAUGUUGGUCCAACACCACCAACCUGUUGCACCUCGGAGACGAUCAAUUCCUGCGACUGUCCGCCCUGUUCGCCCGACACUGGAUACCAAGAGCCGCGCUGUCAGUGCGACUCUUGCUGUCCAGGUACAAUGGAUUGUGCAGUUAAAUGUGAAAAGGCAGCAAAACCUGAGGCAAAGGCUGCAGCUGCAAGUGUCAAAGGAUUUUCCAAGUGCACACCGACAGCAAAGACGACGAUGUGCAAUCCUGCAUGCAGCGAAGCUGUCAAGAAAUAGAACAUUUGAGAGACAGAUAUGGGAGUGUUAAGGAUAUGAUCAGGAUAUGGGGAGAAGAACUUGAAUAAAUAAAUGAAUUUUGGUUGAAA